Oncorhynchus gorbuscha (pink salmon) is the source of this 480-nucleotide messenger RNA. RefSeq names its product adhesion G protein-coupled receptor B2. Gene Ontology annotation, biological process: negative regulation of angiogenesis. The record is from RefSeq and is a predicted model, not a curated record. Gene Ontology annotation, cellular component: membrane. Bases 34 to 480 code for a protein of 148 amino acids. Gene Ontology annotation, molecular function: G protein-coupled receptor activity. NCBI's taxonomy places the organism in Eukaryota, Metazoa, Chordata, Actinopteri, Salmoniformes, Salmonidae. The transcript is spliced from 4 exons.
CAUGAGAUCUGUAGAGAUGAGUACCAUGUAACCAUGACCUGGAAAAGAGCCUCGGCUGGAGAAACAGUCUAUAACAAGUGUCCGACUAACGCCACUGGAUCUGCUAGUCGUCGUUGCUUGCUGGACGCUAAUGGAGUUGCUUACUGGGGUCCUCCGAGCUUCGCCAGAUGCGUCUCGAUGGAAUUCAGAUAUUUACAUUUAUCUUUGCGAGAGCAUCUUGCGAAGGGUCAGAGGACCCUGGCUGGAGAGGGCAUGUCUCAGGUCGUGAGGAAUCUCCUGGAUCUCUUACAGAGGAGGAGCUACUACAGUGGUGACCUCCUGUUCUCCACGGAGAUUCUCCGAAAUGUGACGGACACCUUCAAGAGAGCAACCUACAUCCCAGCUGCCGACGACACACAGAAAUUCUUCCAGGUAGUCAGCUAUAUGUUGGACAUGGAAAACCUUGAGAAGUGGGAAGACGCUCAUCAGGUAGGCUUUUAA